Archocentrus centrarchus (flier cichlid) is the source of this 711-nucleotide messenger RNA. Its product is annotated as carcinoembryonic antigen-related cell adhesion molecule 8-like. The record is from RefSeq and is a predicted model, not a curated record. Bases 1 to 711 code for a protein of 236 amino acids. The transcript is spliced from 5 exons. Lineage: Eukaryota; Metazoa; Chordata; Actinopteri; Cichliformes; Cichlidae.
AUGGCUGUGUUACCACUGAUUUUCAUCAUCUAUGUGGCUUUCACAGGUUUUAUGGAAGGAAAUGGUGUGCCAUCACCUGCUGAAACAGCUACGGCAGGACACACCACAGUGGACAUACACGAGAAAGUCUCCAAUAUAAAAAUAACCAUCAGCAGCACAGACUUGGUUGAGUUCAACAGUUCUGUCACUCUGUCCUGCUCCUCCUCUGGAUCCCCCACCUCUUUCGUCUGGUUAAAUCGCAGCUCUGAGGUUACAGCAAGUGAAAGAGUUCAGCUCACUGAUGGAGGCUCCAAUUUAACUAUAAUCAAUGUGACCCGCUUUGACCAGGGGCCACUCAGAUGUCGUGUGUCCAAUCCUGUCAGUAGUGGCACCAGUGAUCCAGUAAAGCUCUCUGUGUACUAUGGUCCUGAAAAUAUAAAUUUGAAAGUACAGCCAUCACAAGAAUACUAUGAAGUGGGGUCAGACAUCAUCUUCCGUUGUAAAGCUGAUUCCAGGCCUUCUGUAAGGUAUCACUGGCUUGUGAAUGGAUCCCUGAUUUUUACGGAUGCAAUAGGUAUCAGUCUGAUUAAUGCUCUUACGAGUCAGAGUGGAAACUACAGCUGUCAGGCCUUUAACAGCAAAACUCUGAGAUAUCAAACAUCUCAGCCCUCAGCCAUCAUUAUAUUGGCUGCAGAGGCACCUCGUGACCUCGGCAUGACCUCUGUUCCUUAA